AUGCGGCUGAGGGCAGAGGUGUGUGGCUCUGAGGCCUGUACCAUGUCUCACUUUGAGGCCUGCACCAUGUGUCGCUCUGAGGCCUGCACCAUGUGUCGCUUUGAGGCCUGCACCAUGUGUCGCUCUGAGGCCUGCACCAUGUGUCGCUCUGAGGCCUGCACCAUGUGUCGCUCUGAGGCCUGCACCAUGUGUCGCUCUGAGGCCUGUACCAUGUCUCACUUUGAGGCCUGCACCAUGUGUCGCUCUGAGGCCUGUACCAUGUCUCACUUUGAGGCCUGCACCAUGUGUCGCUCUGAGGCCUGCCAUGUCUCACUUUGA
Knipowitschia caucasica is the source of this 318-nucleotide messenger RNA. The record is from the annotation of a GenBank genome assembly. NCBI's taxonomy places the organism in Eukaryota, Metazoa, Chordata, Actinopteri, Gobiiformes, Gobiidae.